Bombyx mandarina (wild silkworm) is the source of this 4001-nucleotide messenger RNA. RefSeq names its product forkhead box, sub-group O (gene foxo). Gene Ontology annotation, molecular function: RNA polymerase II cis-regulatory region sequence-specific DNA binding; DNA-binding transcription factor activity, RNA polymerase II-specific. Gene Ontology annotation, biological process: regulation of transcription by RNA polymerase II. The record is from RefSeq and is a predicted model, not a curated record. NCBI's taxonomy places the organism in Eukaryota, Metazoa, Arthropoda, Insecta, Lepidoptera, Bombycidae. Gene Ontology annotation, cellular component: nucleus.
CCUCCGCCGCCCUCCGCCUCUCCGCGGCCAGCACGGCGCCCGCUGAGUGGAAUUUGCACGAGCGGCGUUCCUCGCGUCGCGGUUUAGUUCAGUGUACGUGCGACCGUUCGCGGCCGAGGACGUUUUCCCGCGUCGCGCGCACUGUACUAAAGCUUAUUACGCAGUUGAUACCGUCGCCGACCGCGUGGAUUUUUGUUGACUAACUUUUAUGUGUAUUAAUAUUCUUAAAGUGUAUCAGGACUGCGUACGCAACGUCUGAAACUGCGUUAAGAACCCAGUGAUAGCUCUUAUCAGUGCGGAAAAGUUUCAAAGUGUUAUUAUAACUCUGAAGGACAGCCGAAUUUGCGCAGCGACAAUCUUCGAGACUAUUGAUGCUAGUGGCGAUCGUGGGCGAUACGAUAUUCAGAGUUUCGGGCCGAUUUGAGCCACGUUACAAGGUUAUCGCGCCUCUAGCCCACCAGUGAUGAAUUGGAAAAUCGGCGCGUAGUCACUCACGUGGUGUGCGCCCCGCCCCCGCCUCGUCCGCGCUUAUAUUUAGCGAAAAUCGCCUCUCGGGAACGGUCCGACGGCCGAUACUCUCUGCGUACAACGCUGUUAAUGAACGUUAGUGAGACGCCACAUGUUAUUGGCUUCGAAUAACAGAGCCGAUAAGGAGAAGAUAGAUAACCUCUGCGGAUCGCGGCCUGUGUCCGACGAUUCUGGAAAUAGAAAGAAAUCGCUUACAAAAUCAGAAAAGUGAUUGCGUUGAGAUGCUAACGGCCGAUAUCGGCACGCGCCUGUGAGCGCUCGAACCGGUACACCUAUCGAAAAUUUUCCACUGUUGUAGAGAGUCGGCGAAAUGUCAAUUCAGGGAGGCGGCGGUUACCAGAGCCCUUGGUCAUCUCAGACGGGGCUGUCAGAACUAGAGGGAACAAUGGCAGAGUUGGAACCAUUAGGUGAACUGGCUGAGGUUGGCUUCGAGCCACAGACGCGCGCGCGAUCCAACACGUGGCCGCUUCCAAGGCCAGACAACUACGUCGAGCAGGUAGACGAAGCCGGCUCUAAGAAGAAUUCCAACCAGAAUCUAUCUGGAGCCCCACCAAUACCAGCGAAGAAAAAUUCAUCGCGCCGCAACGCCUGGGGCAAUCUUUCGUACGCAGAUCUCAUAACGCAAGCCAUCACCUCGGCACAGGACAACAGACUCACACUGUCGCAGAUAUACGAGUGGAUGGUCCAGAAUGUGCCAUAUUUCAAAGACAAAGGGGAUAACAAUUCAUCCGCAGGAUGGAAGAAUUCGAUAAGACACAACCUGUCUCUUCACAACCGCUUCAUGAGAGUUCAGAAUGAGGGUACUGGCAAGUCAUCAUGGUGGAUGAUCAAUCCCGACGCCAAGCCCGGAAAAUCCGUCAGGAGGCGAGCCGCUUCGAUGGAAACCUCGAAAUUCGAGAAACGAAGAGGAAGGGUAAAGAAAAAGACCGAAGCUUUAAGAAAUGGAGCCACAGCUGAUGCAACACCUAGCCCAAGUAGCUCAGUAUCGGAGAGCAUCGACAUAUUCACAGACUCACCAAUGCACAGCAGCAGUUUCCAGUUGUCGCCUGACUUCCGCCAGCGUGCUCCAUCAAACGCUUCAUCUUGCGGACGUCUGUCUCCAAUUCCUUCAAUGAUCCCUUCAGAACCAGAUUGGAAGCAAGAAUACGCGAAUGACUACGCCACCAAUACAGACUUCUCACAAGCGGACUACACGCAAGAGGAACAGUUGGCAGGUUCGCUGGCCGAUUCCAUGAAGCUGCAGGGAGCCGAUCCAUUCCUGAACCCGUACGUGCCAACGACCUCGUCAUCUACUUCAGGCGGUAGUUUUCGGUAUGGAUCCUACGGAACCUGCCCAAGACACCCUCACGGAGGCUGCACGUGUGCCUCUAUGUACUCGCAUCCUGCCCAUCCUGCCCACCCCACACACCCACAUCAGCAUGCCUUGGAUCAUUUCGUCAGGCCACCGCCGUCUGCUGAUCAAGCCGAUAUCAUGCAAACGGGUAAUAGGCAAACUCAAAUGGUGACGACGUCGGAUCCAGCUUUGAUGAAUGGUGGAAUGAUGGUGCAGGCCGGUGGAAUGGGUCCAACGACUGUCAUGGGACAGAUAAUGGGCGCCUUGAAUUCUGGUUUGGUAGAGGACUUAAAUUUCGAAGCAUUGGAGCAUGGCUUCGACUGCAAUGUAGAUGAGGUCAUAAAACACGAACUCAGCAUGGACGGGUCCUUAGACUUCAAUUUCCCUCAGCAGCAGACCGCAAUGGCUGCCGAAGCAGAGAGCCAGUUCGUUGCGCCCGCACCUCCUGUACCCACCACGCUGUCCGGGGGCGGAACCCCCCGCACUGCCUACUCCGUCACCCCCUCCUGGGUCCACUGAAAGAACCCACAAAACGGACUAGUUACCUACUUACAAUAAUAAUCACGACGCUCUCAAUUCUGAGCGUCGUUUUCGACAUCUAUUUUAGUAAUGUUAACUAAUGUUAGAGUUUUUAUAUUAAUUAAGGACUGUUACCGGGCGUUGUUGAUAUGUCAAUUGUGUUAGUGUAGGCUUUAGUGUUAAGCUAGGUGGAAGCUUGUGAUAUGGCUAGUUAGGUAACGGACUGUGGACUCAGGGGACGCGGGUGAUGAGUUGUGGAGAUUAAACACCAAGAACAAAGAAUCCCGUAAGCUCAUCUCUGAAGUCUGCUGCAAUUCAUGGAAUAUCAUUGAAGACUCCCCGAAGGAUAGUCAACCCAGUUGCGCUGAAAGGGAAAUGUAAUGAAUUCCAAAACGUAUAUUUCGCCAAAUGACGUACACAAGUUGGCGAUCGGACAUAACGAUUCAUCACAAACUCGAACCAUUGUCGAGACCAGUUAAUUAUGGAGACUGAACAGUGUUCUAACUUUUACUCGAAGAAAACGUUUGACGAACUAAAGUGAAAAAGUGAAACGAUAUUUGUGCCCUUUCUAUUUGGGAGAUUGCCAAGAGAACUAACUUCCUUUAGUUUAAUACCAUGCUUCGCGGUCCUCAAAUAUUGUAAUGAGCGUUCUGUUAAUUAGUAGGCACAUGACUGACUUCGAAUAUUCCGACCGAUUUGAAUGGAAUUCGUCUGUAUAAUCGAUGUAUUGUGCUAAGGUCUCUUGCGCUUUCGCCAUGAGCCAAUUUUUACUUUGUCGUCAUCAUCGUUAGCUUUAUAUCUGUGUUCAUAAAAUCUAAAAUUAAAAAAAUUAUGCACACACGUAACAUCGUAUGAAUUAUUUUAAAUGAAAACUGAAGUGAACAACAUAAAGUGUUCAUUACAACAAAUAUACAAUGAUAGUUGGUUGUGCGAUUUUCGUCGAGUUAUUUUACUGGACAAACAAAUAAAGAUUUUAUUUAUGAAUACGCGAAUGUAAUUGUAAAGCGCUUUUGAAUAGUUUUCUAUUUAAAAAAAAAAACAUUUCACCUCAUUUAAAAAUCAAUUUGUAGUUUUUUUAUAGUAAUGCCAUAAUUAAUUUUAAGGAUAGUGUUUUACAGCCAUUAAUACACCAAAAAUCACUCAUUUUGCUAGCUCUACGAUUUAUUGGCGUGAAUUUUUAAAGUAAACAGUAUAAAGGUACAUGUUUCUUGUGUAUCUGUUAUCUCAGAGAUAACAGUUUAGAGUUCUGCUCAAGAACACAUGCAUUGUAAUAAAUUGAAGUAAUGAUUUAUCACAAAAACUAUUAAUGUUAAAAAUUUAAAAAAAUAUUCCCACAUUGAAUGUCGACAAAUAUUAUAACAGUUAACGCACAAACAAUAUCAUAGUCAGAUAUCUAGUCUCAGAUAUAAUGUUUUCACUAAGCAACAUUUUGUGAAUUAAGUAAAAUGACGUACAGAAUUUCUAAGGCUCGCCGCCUCUUAAGCUGUAAACUAGCGUGUUAUGUUUCUGUGAAAUACCUCAGUGGACUGUUUGUGAUAGAUUUAGCCGAUAAGUGUUCAAUUAGUACGUGUAUCAUAUAAGUCAAUUCAUGUACUUUUUGACGUCCAUAUAAGAACGUGUU